This is a messenger RNA of Meloidogyne enterolobii, 1299 nucleotides long. The record is from the annotation of a GenBank genome assembly. Lineage: Eukaryota; Metazoa; Nematoda; Chromadorea; Rhabditida; Meloidogynidae.
UCUAUUUUUAAACUUUUUCGCAGGGACCCCAAUUCUCCGGAUUUGAAUAAAAUGAAAAGCGUUUUCUAAGCUAAAUUUUAAUUUUAAGAAAAUUCUUACACAAAAAAGCAAUGGAAUUUGACGAUUUUGGAGAUUUAUUUGGAGAUGAAGUACUCGAAAUGGAAGAAAAAGACGUUGAGAAAGAUGAAAUUGAACAAGAAAAAAGUACUCAAAAAGCAAAGGAUUUGGAAAAUGUUUGGGAAAAACAGAAGAAGAAACAAAUUCAAAAAAAAAUUAUGCCUCAACCAAGAUUGUCUGAAAGAGAGUUAACGGCCCUUCGAAAGGCGACAACAAGCUCGAGAUCUGCUUCGCGGUGGCUCCUCCAGAUGCUGGGUCCGCUUCGCCUCAAGCUCAAGUCCAUCAACAACGAUCACUACCGAGUCAACCCCGUCUUCGGAUUCGUGGAGCCCGGCGCUGCAGAGGUAGAUGUGUUCCGCUACCCCGGCCCUCCAAAAGGUGAUGACAAGCUCGAGAUCUGCUUUGCUGAGGCUGCUGUGGACACUGCAGCCGCUAAGGCCGUCUUCCCUCCUGGAUCUUCUGGCGAGUUCAAGAUCGACAUUCCUGUGGCUGCUGUUUGGCCCUACGAACAGGAGACUUAUUUUGGACCUCCUAGCGAGGUCCAAGUCAAGCCAGCUGCUAUCCAGGUUCCAAUUUCGGGAGGCAGCGUCUCGCUUCAGCUGAUGAACAGCAACAAUGAGGUCCGCUUCGCCUUCAAGCUCAAGACCAGCAACAACGAGUACUACCGCGUCAGCUCUGUGUACGGAUUCGUCGACCCCGGCGCUGCUGUCCAAGUCGAAGAUAUCCGCCAGGACGGCCCUCCAGAAGACGACAAGCUCGAGAUCUGCUUCGCUGGGGCUCCACCAGAUGCUGGGGACGCCAAGGCCAUCUUCUCUCCUGGAUCUUCUGGCGAGUUCAAGAUCCCAGUGGGUUUGGAGGCCCACUGGACGCCUCACAUGCCGGAGCAGUACUGAUGCGCCCCUUGGCGCCUUCAAGUCGAGCCAGCUGCUAUUCAGGUUCCUACUGCUGGAGGCAAUGUCUUGCUUCAGCUGAUGAACGAAUAACCCAAUCAAUUCAAAACAAACUCAUAAAAAGGGACAAACGAUGAGCAAAAAAUUGAUUGAAUCUAGUGACAAAGACAACGAUGAUUUGGAUAAAUAUUUGGAUUCUUUAAAAACUCAACAAAGCAAUCAACAAAAGGAUGAGGAAAUGAUAGAAAAAGAUUCUGAUGAAAAUUCUGAAAUUAUGCAAACAAAAAAGAAG